Anopheles stephensi (Asian malaria mosquito) is the source of this 2106-nucleotide messenger RNA. RefSeq names its product H/ACA ribonucleoprotein complex non-core subunit NAF1. Gene Ontology annotation, cellular component: sno(s)RNA-containing ribonucleoprotein complex. Gene Ontology annotation, molecular function: RNA binding. The transcript is spliced from 2 exons. Lineage: Eukaryota; Metazoa; Arthropoda; Insecta; Diptera; Culicidae. The record is from RefSeq and is a predicted model, not a curated record. The coding region runs from base 150 to 1922 and encodes 590 amino acids. Gene Ontology annotation, biological process: ribosome biogenesis; pseudouridine synthesis; box H/ACA snoRNP assembly.
GGUUGGACCUGUCAUAAUGUCGCCCCAGAUUGUAAACAAACAAAUGUGAUCCGCUUGCACGUGCUUUCUGCCUGUCGCUUGGUGCUGUACAGAAGCGGAAUUCAAACGAUAUCAACGAUACGCACGCAGGACAUUGUAAAGCAAACAAAAUGGAAGAGUUAGCUAAAACGGACGAAACCAAAAAUGGCGAUCAGGUGGAGAUCAAGCAAACGAAACCAGAAGUUAGUGAAAUAACCAGCCAGUCAUCCUCCACCAUUGCUACGGAAGAUGGCGGGAAAGUGAAUCUGGAGGAGAAACCCAUUGAACCAUUGCCAUCUGCAGCUGAUACGAGUUCUGCAGUGUAUGAUCUUUCCAAAAACAGCAAAGGUGAAGAAAAAUUGGUAGAAAUAACGGACGCGAAAAGCGCUAAGGAAUCAUCAGUAGUUACAGCCGCAGAAGCAACUUCUGAAAGUGCGAUUAUAGCUGAUGCCCUAGAACGUACUACGCCAACUGAAGCAGACGAUAAGUGCGUACAAGAAACAAAAGAAACGUUAUUGGUCCAAGCAGUAGAAGCAUCUACAGAACCGUUGUUGAGCCCAGCCGUAGAACAAUCCAAAGAAACUGAGUGCGAAAUCAAUUCGACCGUUGUUGAAGAAAAGGCACAGGAAGAACCAACCCCCACUAUGGAUGGUACGGCUGAGCCAACCACAAAUCAGGCAAUGGAAGUAGAGGAACCGGUGGAACCGGAGCAGGUUCCGGUGGUUACCGUUUCGAUCCAGGAACAAAUCGCUACCGAACAGAAACUCGAAACAGAGGCAGUUCAAAAGAUCAGCAAUAGUUCAUUGUCGAUGCUGUGUCAGUAUUCCGGUAGCUCCGAUUCGGAAGCGGAAGACACUGACGCAUCCAAAGAGGUGGAGAGCGUAAAGGUAUGUUCCUCAUCCUCUUCCUCCGACGAUAGUGACGUUGAGGUUGUUCAAGGUAACACCUUGGCUGCCGGGGGCUAUCGUGUACGGGAUGAUCCAAUACUGGUCAGCGAUGCCGAAACCAUGGACACAAACGCUGCCUCUUCGGAGGAUGAAAAUGAUGAUCCCGUCAAGGGUCCAAUUCGAACGGCGGGAGAAAUACUGCCCCACGAACUGCCUCCCAUCGAAGAGCUUACCAUUACCGUCCCGGAGGCGGAAUGUAAGCCGAUUGGACACAUAGAAUCGAUCGUGGCACAGAUCGUGCUGGUGCAGUCCGUUGUCGGUGCCGAGCUACUUAAUUUGGACACAGUACUAUUUCUGGAGCGUGGAAAACGUGCAUUGGGCAAAAUAUUUGACGUGAUCGGACAGGUAAACCAGCCCAUCUAUUGCGUGCUGUUCAACUCGAAUCAGGAAAUAUUGACCAGAAACAUCACCCCCGGAAUGGAGGUGUUUUGCGCACCGAGGACAGAGUACACCUCGUUCAUCAUUCUGUCGGAGCUGAUGCGCACCAAAGGAUCCGAUGCCAGCUGGAUGCACGAUAACGAAAUUCCAGCCUACCUGGCGGAGCAUUCGGAUGAUGAGGAGGAACGGAUGGCUAAAAGAAACCGUAAGAAGGUUGCCGCCAACCGUCAGCACAGCCAACCGGAUGGCGAAAGUAGCGAGAUGGGCAAUGACGAGCAACACCGCCAGCAACAACACUUUAAUCCACGGCAGCCUAGCCCAUCGACAUCUAGAGGCCUAUACUCACGACCACCGCCGCAGGGCGGCAGACAGUUUAAUCCACGCUAUUCUUCCGGUAACAGUUGGCAUCACAACUUCAAUCCGCGCUACAGUCAUCCGCAACAAUAUAGGCCACGCUUUGCUCCACGCAACCAACAACAGUUCCCACCGAUACCGCACAUGCAACCGCCACCGCAAGGGGGUUUGUAUCUGCGGAAUCCUUUCGCAGGUCAGGGUCCGCCGAGACCACCACCGUCAUAGGGAUCGAAUUGGUCACAAGAGACAAGACACAAGCUAUUGGAUAACGAUUGGUACAAUGGUGGUAGGAGUUGGAGUAAGAUGUUUUCAUUUUUUAUUGCUUAAUUUACAUUUCGAGAAUUAAGAAGCACUGUUUUAUGUAGAACUAAUGAUUGAAAUAUAAUUGUGAAUUAUACUUCUUUACAUA